This is a messenger RNA of Candida tropicalis MYA-3404, 840 nucleotides long. RefSeq names its product CDP-diacylglycerol-serine O-phosphatidyltransferase (gene CHO1). The record is from RefSeq and is a predicted model, not a curated record. Bases 1 to 840 code for a protein of 279 amino acids. The transcript has a single exon. Gene Ontology annotation, molecular function: phosphotransferase activity, for other substituted phosphate groups. Gene Ontology annotation, biological process: phospholipid biosynthetic process. NCBI's taxonomy places the organism in Eukaryota, Fungi, Ascomycota, Pichiomycetes, Serinales, Debaryomycetaceae. Gene Ontology annotation, cellular component: membrane.
AUGUUACCUCAUACAUAUACCAAUCAAUCUUCUGCAACAGGGUUUGCCAAACAUCAAGAUUCUGCUAUUGCUUCUGAUAACGAGGAAAUUGCAGAGGUUGAAAUCAAUGCUGGUGAAGCUCCACCUCCACCAUUGAGAAGAUCUUCUUCAUUAUUCUCCUUAUCUUCAAAAGAAGAUUUACCUAAACCCGAGAAGAAAGAAUAUAUCCAAUUCAUUGAUGAUGAAAGACAUUUCAGUUUGAUUAGAAAUUUACAUAUGGCCGAUUUCAUCACCUUAUUAAAUGGGUUCAGUGGGUUUUAUGCAAUUAUUUCUUGUUUAAGAUAUACAUUAACUGGUCAAACUCAUUACGUUCAAAGAGCUCAUUUUUUUAUAUUAUUAGGAUUGUUUUUUGACUUUUUUGAUGGUAGAGUUGCAAGAUUAAGAAAUAAAUCUUCAUUAAUGGGUCAAGAAUUAGAUUCAUUAGCUGACUUGGUUUCAUUUGGUGUUUCUCCAGCUACUAUUGCUUUUUCAAUUGGUUUUCAAACUACUGUUGAUGUAUUAUUAUUAGCAUUCUGGGUCUUGUGUGGUUUGACUAGAUUAGCAAGAUUCAACAUUUCAGUUAAUAAUAUUCCAAAAGAUAAAACUGGUAAAGCUCAUUAUUUCGAAGGUUUACCAAUUCCAUCUAAUUUGUUUUGGGUUGCUACUAUGGCUUUAUUUGUUUCUAAAGAUUGGAUUCAUGAAAAUUUGCCUUUCGGUACUAUUUUGAAAGACACUGCUUUUGAAUUCCAUAUCAUCACCAUUGGAUUCUUCUUACAAGGUUGUGCUGAAAUCUCCAAAUCCUUGAAAAUUCCAAAACCUUAA